Molecule: messenger RNA, 1767 nt
Organism: Penicillium manginii
Lineage: Eukaryota; Fungi; Ascomycota; Eurotiomycetes; Eurotiales; Aspergillaceae
Product: putative nonsense-mediated mRNA decay protein Upf3
Exons: 2
Coding region: 1-1767 (588 amino acids)
Biological process (GO): positive regulation of translation; nuclear-transcribed mRNA catabolic process, nonsense-mediated decay
Cellular component (GO): nucleolus; cytoplasm
Molecular function (GO): mRNA binding
Source: RefSeq, a predicted model, not a curated record
AUGACACAGUCCGGCAAGGCCACGGCCGGCGUGCUGCAGAUCCCAGCAACAGCCACACAGAAAUCCACAUCCACGAAGAAGACUCCCAAACCCCCUGCCCCGCGGCUUAAGCUACUUAUUCGUCGCCUGCCGCCAGGUCUGACACAGGUCGAGCUUGAAACAUCUCUAGGCGAUGAAUGGAAGACGGGUGCGGGAAGGGUUGACUGGCUUCAAUACAAGCCCGGCAAGGUUUCGAAGGACCCCGCCAAACCAUCUCGUCCCUCCAGAGCAUACAUCCACCUCACCUCUAACGAACAUGUCACCCCACUCUCGGAUCGGGUACGACAAACCUCAUUCCAAGAUGCCCGCCACACAUCCAACGACCCAGUCCUCUUAGGCCCGCCAUCCCUCGAAUUUGCACCGUACGCAAAAACACCCAGUAGCCGAGUCCGUAAGGACGCCCGACAGGGCACCAUCGACCAAGACCCAGAUUUCAUCGCCUUCCUCGAAAGCCUCACCCAACCGAUCGCCAAACCCGCCCCGGUGGACUCGAUCGAGAACGAGGAGAAGAAAGAAGCAAUCCUAACAACCCCUCUGGUCCAAUAUAUCAAGGACAAGAAGGCUAGCAAGGCCAAGGAAAGUGCCAGCUCGAAGUCUAAGCACGGCCGCGGAGAGAAAGAGUCCAAGCAAGAAAAGGUUCAAGCAAAGAAGCUUCUUCAGCGACCCGACAAGGAAGCCGCCGCGACUACAACAUCUGAGAAGAAGGGCAAGGGCGACAAAGCGAGCAAGGAAUCCAGCAAAGCAGCGAAGCAGGCUACAACUACGACGAAAUCUGGUAAAGCAAGUGCUGCCAGCACACCAAAGGAAUCUACAAAUACCACGGGACCCGAACGAAAGCGAGAACGAGGCAAUGUCGCCGCCGCAGCCAAGAUCUUACAACGUGACCUUGGACUCUCGUCUGCUUCUGCUUCUGCUUCUGCUUCUGCCUCUGGGGGCCGACGGCGCGGAAAGGGUGGAUCGACCGAGGCUGGCACACUGAAGAACGAGAGCUCGCGCGACUCAUCCGUGCCUGGACCUGGACCUGCUGCGGAGGGAAGCAAGAAGGAGACAAACAAAUCAGGCAAAAACUCAGCCAAGGCCAAGGAUGCUGCAAAGGAUGUCGCAAAGAACAAGGACACGGAAACUUCGUCUCGAGUCUCAGAAGCCCAAACUCCUCCCCCAACCGCGAAUACCAACACCAGUACCAACAAUGCGCCUGCGAAACAAGCCAAAGGCGCCAAAGGAAAACCCACCGUCAAUCCCGCACCGACCGCAACACAGGCCUUCCUCAAACACGCCAAUCCUUCGCAGGGCGUGACGGAGCCACUGCUGGAGGAGGCAUUCGGUGUAUUUGGAUCGGUGACGAGGGUAGAGAUUGAUAAGAAGAAGGGGUUCGGGUACGUGGAUUUUGCAGAGCCCGAGGGACUACAGAAGGCAAUGGCUGCUAGUCCGGUGACGGUGGGACAGAGUCAGGUGGUUGUUCUCGAGCGCAAAGCGAACCCGGGAGGAGGAGAGAAAACACGAAAGGGUCGAGGAGAUGGUGCGAAUAAGAAAGAUACCAGUGGUGCAAAGGAUGCCGGUGGGAAGGAUGGAGGAGGAGCAAGUGGUGGUGGUGGUAGUGGUGGUAGUGGUGGAAAUACAGGCUCGUCGCGAGGAUCGCGCGGUGGACGGGGUAAUCGCAACAAAGCAAAGGGAGAAGCCAAAGGAGAAGGGAAACCAGCAGAGAAGAGCGCGAAGCCGAGUGAAUAG